Molecule: messenger RNA, 495 nt
Organism: Mercenaria mercenaria
Lineage: Eukaryota; Metazoa; Mollusca; Bivalvia; Venerida; Veneridae
Exons: 8
Coding region: 85-495 (136 amino acids)
Source: RefSeq, a predicted model, not a curated record
AACAUCUGAAGAAGAAUUUCCUGUUCAUGUUUUUACAUAAACUGUAAAGUCGGCGGACAUUGUUAAAUUGGAAUAAAGGCUAGUAUGAAAUCAGAGGAGCUCGAACAUGCACCGGAACCGGAAGAUGCCAGUGUUUUUUGUGAGACCGUUCCUACUGGAUGGUUCAACACAACAAAUGCAGUCAAGUGGAAAGUGGCAAUGGAACAGAUAGAACGCGAGAUUGAAGAGAAUAAACUCAAGUGGAAAGUGGCAAUGGAACAGAUAAAACGCGAGAUUGAAGAGAAUAAACUUCCAGAUGAGCCACGUGAUACAGAGAUGUACUUAAAAGCUAUUGAAGAAGAAAAGGAAAGAGAUAGAUUUGUCAGGGUGAUGGUUCUUGGCGACUAUGGACAGGGAAAAUCAUCACUCACUAGAAGGCUUUUAGGACAAUCAGUGGAAGACAUUCAUAUCAGCAGAUACAGAAAACUUAUUGAAGCAACGCCGUUUCGUUCGUGA